CCAAGAGUUAUCUCUCUUGAUCUUGUAUUGUACAGUCUGAGAGUUAUUCCUCUUUAUGUGGAACUCUUCUAUGUUUAGUUUUUCACGCUGUAUACGUGCGGUCCCGCCGCAGUGCUACACAUUUUCUAUACCAACAUAUUCCAUGUUUCAUCCUUGUCCCCUCAAAUUGUAAGUAUCAUAUGCAUUUAGAUAUAUGAAAUAUUCAUUUUAUUUGUUGUUUUUGCCAUGACAUGUUUAUAUAAGCAAACAUAAGCACCCUCGUAAUGACUGUUACUGUAGUAGGUUGUAGGCGCCAUAUUUUCUCGUGUUUACAUUUGUUGAUGUUAAACAUAUAAGGAUACCUUCAUUAUUUAUAUGAUUUACUGGUCAUUAAUAAGUACACAGCACACCUAUAAAGUGUGAUUUCUUUGUUUAUAUUUUUCAAUUAAAUUGUUUUCCAUUUUUUACCUACAUUCCAUAAUUUCCCUCGGGCUACUGUUUCAAUACUGGGUGCACAUUUUGGAAUUCGUCUAUUUUGAUAAUUGUCAAUUUAUUUCUUAUGAGAACUAUGAUAUAUAUACAUAUAUGAUAUAAAUGUAUUAUUGUGUGAAUUGUUAAAAUGUCAGUUUGCAUAUUAUCCCAUGUAUUCAUAAAUUGUUUAUAUUUUGUUUCAGCAAUUUACCACUUCAGAUCUACAUCAGAUCUACAUUCAAUAAAGAUUACCAAUAGUUAUUGAAUCUGGUUAUACUUGCUGUUUUUCAAACAGUACAGUAAAUUGAAUUUACACACCAAGGAUACAUGGCUACUGGAGGGCUCCCCUUACCACGGAACGGUGAUUCCCAGAACGAGAUUGAAGAAAACAACACCUCUACCAAGGAUAAACGUGAUGUUAUCUUGAGUGAGAAAGGACUCUUAGCAUUUGAAGAAGAAUGUUCAAAAUAUAAGAAACCUAUAUUCGAAACAUGGGGGAAAGUCGAAAAAUGCAUUCUACGUGUGCAAAAAUGUGACAGAAACAUUGAACAAUAUCAAAUCUUACAGAGUGAUAUAGAGAACACAUUCAGUGAGUUUCACAGCAGUAUUAAACAGUACCUUGUCUUUCUACAAAGACACUCUAGAAGUGACCAAGGUAAAAGUGAGAUGAAACGAUGUACCGAGGACUUCGAGAAAGGAAAGUCAGUGGUUUACAAGGCCUUAGACAACAUUAAAGCUGCAAAAUUAGACCUCUUAGAAACAGCCUCAGAAAUAUCAACAACCAGCACUGAGAAGAAAAGAAGAAAAGAGCGGAAGUUGGAAGUAAUGAAAAAAGAAGCAGAGCUAAGAAAACAGAAACUUCGCCUUGAGGAAGAUGAAUCAAUACGCAUAGCUGAAAUGAACAGAAAAAAGUGUGAGUUGGACAUUGACUUAGAUUUACUGAAACAAGAACAGAGUGCUAGUGAUGAUGAACUUUCAAUGGAGCAAGACCUUGCCGACAUUGAGAGAGAGAGUUCAGGGGAACGAACACAGAAGUUUGUGGAAAACAUCCCUUCCAAUCCUGUUGAUGUCCAGAUACCCACAACUGAAUCGCCUCAUGUGCUAUCUGAAAUGGCCCUGCUUAUGAUUAAAAAGCAAAUGCUUCCUGAACGUUUUUCAAACUUUGAUGACUCGCCAGAUUCGUACAAUGCCUGGAAGGAAACAUUUACCAAUAUUAUCAGUGAACUAAAAGUUUCCUGUAAUGAAGAACUUGAGUUAAUGUUAAAUAGACUCACUGGCAAUUCCAAACUUACAGCAAUUGGAAUUCGCAAUGCAAAUCCUGGUAAACCUAAGGAAGCACUUCAAAUAAUCUGGAAAAGACUUGAUGAGAUGUACGGGAGACCAGAAAUGAUCGAAGCGUCUAUACGUCACCAGCUAGAAAACUUCCGACCAGUGACAUCAGCUGAAAACAAACGCCUGUAUGACUUGUUAAACAUUCUCAUUAAGAUAGAAUCACUGAUGGCCAAUUCAACAUUUUCUACAAGUCUAUCGUAUUUUAACUCGUCAAUUGGAGUGAAUCCUAUCAUCAACAAAUUACCAUUUCACCUGCAGGAAAAAUGGAUCGCCAAAGCCUCCAAUUACAAAAAGUUAAACAAAGUGCCGUUCCCACCAUUUUCAUAUUUUGUGACAUUUGUACGCGAAAUGAGUGAAAUCAGAAAUGAUCCGGCAUUUGUAUUCACCAACAGCCGACAACCAGCUCUCAAGAGACCGGUAUACUCCAAAAAGUCUGAGGUGUCAACAGACAACAACAACAACGCCCGCUGUCCAUAUCAUAAGGCAGAUCAUAGCAUCCAUGAUUGUAGAGCCUUCCGUGCGAAACCGUUCUUUGAACGCAAGAACUUUUUGCAAAGUAAAAACAUUUGUACUAGAUGUUGCACCUCAACUAGUCAUACAGCAAAAGACUGCCAAGUCAAAAUCCAAUGCACUGCUUGUGGGAGUGUUUAUCAUACGACAGCUUUGCAUAUAAACAAAGGUCCAUCAUCAAGCCCAAGCAUGCAUGGCGGGGAGAAAAUGUAUAACUCAGCUCUACAAACCAUGAAGUCAGAAACAGACAACAUAUCGCCUGUACCUAUGAAAGCUUCAACAAACACUAGUGUCAAGUGUACUACAUUCUGUGGCGACCAUUAUCAAGGCAGAUCAUGCAGCAAAAUUUUCCUUGUGGAUGUAUUUCACACAGACUGUCCUAACAACAUGUAUCGUGUUUACGCAAUCGUGGAUGACCAAUGUAACCAGUCUCUUGCAUCUCCAGAACUAUUUGAUGCCUUGAACAUUAUGUCCUCACCCAUUCAUUACACUUUGACUACAUGUAUGGGAAAGACAGCCCAAAAUGGUCGGCAAGCACAUGGUUUGAAGUUACGAUCAUUGGACACAGCUGUGACAAUGGACCUUUCUCUUCUGAUGGAAUGUGAUGACAUCCCUAACGAAACCUCUGAAAUUCCUACACCAGAAGUUGCUAAGAGCUACCCUCACCUUCUCAGAAUUGCAUCUAGUAUACCUGAGUUUGAUGUGAAUUCAAAAAUACAGCUCCUUAUUGGUAGAGACUUGAUUGAGGCCCAUCACAUUGAAGAGCAGAUCACUGGACCUCGAGGGGAACCAUUCGCUCAAAGACUUAGUCUUGGUUGGGCUAUAAUUGGUGAAGUUUGUCUCGGUAAACUUCAUAGAAGAACCUCAGUGAAUGUCAACAAAGUGUCUAUUCUCAAUGAUGGUAGAGUUACAUGCAGUCAACCGUGUCAGAACAACAUUGAUGUGAAAGAGCAAACACUUGUGUCUAACUAUAUAAUUGGUGAGCGUGACUUUCAAUUUCAUGGUGAAGAUGUCUUCAUGAAGACCCCUGAAGAUGAUUGUACUGGUUUAUCGGUAGAAGACAGACUAUUCCUUAAGUUGAUGGAUAGAUCAUUCACUAAAGACAAGGACGGCAUGUGGACUGCACCUCUUCCUUUUCGAGAGAACCAACCUGAUCUUCCUAACAACAGACCUCAGGCAUUACAUCGAGCUCAGAUACUACACAACAGUUUACAGAGAGAUACAGAAAAGAAGAGACAGUUUGUGAAAUUCAUGGAGAAAGUUCUAAACAGUGGAGCAGCAGAAGUUGCGCCACCUCCAACAAGCACAGGUUGCUGGUACCUACCUUUGUUUGGCGUUCGUAACCCAAAGAAACCAGAUCAAAUAAGAGGCGUUUUCGACUCGUCAGCCAAGUAUGGUGGAGUUUCCCUCAAUUCAGUACUCAUGUCUGGUCCAGACAUGAUCAACAGUCUUCUUGGGAUCUUACUUCGCUUUAGGAAGGAUGAGGUGGCGAUGGCAGCAGAUAUAGAGCAGGUGUUUUACCGAUUUCGUGUUGAUGAAGACCACCGCAAUUAUCUACGUUUCUUUUGGUAUAAAGAAAACAACCCAGAUGACAUCAUGAUAGAGUACAGAAUGACUUCACAUGUAUUCGGCAACAGUCCGUCGCCUGCUAUUGCAUCUUAUGGACUCCUUAAGACUGUCGAACACGCUGAUCGAGAUGUGAAAAACUUUGUACAGCAUAACUUCUACGUUGAUGACGGGUUAAUCUCUUUACCAAAUGAAUCAGAUGCUAUCAGCCUGAUGAAGCGAACACAGUCAACCAUGAAACAGGAAGGUCAGAUUCGUCUUCACAAAAUCACGUCCAAUAAACAAGCUGUGAUGGACGCUUUUGAUGUCAGUGAUCAUGGAGAACAGCUGAAAGAAAUAGAUAGUGAUGACAUGAUACACAGAUCUCUUGGACUUUGUUGGAGACUGAAGGACGAUACUUUUGUGUUUACUGUACCUACUGAAGAGAAACCUUUUACUCGUCGCGGUCUGCUCUCAACUGUAAACAGCUUAUUCGACCCAUUAGGUUUCAUAUCACCAAUCAUCAUCAGCGGUAAAAUACUUCUCCGAGAAUGCACACCUGAAGGAGUUGACUGGGAUGAACCAUUACCUGUCAAUAAUCUUCAAAAGUGGAAGGAGUGGCAAUCGUCUCUUCACUGUCUCAGUGAUAUCGCCAUUCCCCGUAUGAUGUCUCACACCUCUGUUAGUUCAGCUCAGACAGCAGAAGUUCACAUAUUCUCAGAUGCUUCAGAAAAGGCAAUAGCAGCAUCAGCAUAUAUAAAAACUGUAAGUGAUGGACAAACAAGCGUUCGAUUCAUCAUGGGAAGAAGCAAGUUAGCACCUCUUAAUGGCCACACCAUUCCUCGCCUAGAAUUGUGUGGAGCUGUCUUAGCAACGGAACUCGCAGAGAUCAUAUCUGUACAACUUGGCAUCCCAUUGCAAACCAUGAGAUUUUACACAGAUAGCAGAGUUGUGUUAGGCUACAUUGGUAAUAGGACUCGAAGAUUUUACACCUAUGUAAGCAACCGAGUUGAUCGUAUUCUACGAAUAUCUAAUGCCAAUCAAUGGAACUUCAUUUCCAGUGAAAAGAAUCCUGCAGAUUCUUGUACAAGAUGCAACACUAAUGUGAUCAACAUUAUGCGGUUACCAUGGAUUACUGGUCCACAAUGGUUGUGUGAUGUGACGGAAAUGAAACCUACACAGUUUCCACUUGUUGAACCUGAUAGUGACAGAGAAGUCCGUCCAAUCGAUAGACCAGUAAUAUGUUCACAAACUGACGUUACCAUUACAACAACAGGAUCUGAUCUCAUUACCAAGAAAUUUGAUCGAUUUGAUCGUUGGAGUUGUCUCAUUACGGGCAUUGCUUGUCUCAAGCGAGUUUGCCGCAGGUUUAGAGCUUGUCGUGACCAGAAACCUAUGCAACUUACCCGUUAUGAUGAAAUUCGUGAAGCAGAGACCUUUGUCCUAAAACAGAUUCAACAAGAAUUCUUCUCUAAAGAGAUAAACAGUUUAAAGUCUGGAAAACCUCUGAACAAAGACACAAGUAUAUCCACACUUGCACCAUUCUUAGAUGAAAAUGGACUAAUGUGUGUUGGUGGAAGAUUGAACAAAGCUGCUGGAAUUUUACCAUCAAAGGAAAUCAAUCCAAUUAUUCUUCCCAAGAACAGUCAUAUCUCUGUUCUUUUGAUUCGUCAUUUUCACGAGCAAGUCAAACAUCAGGGGAGAUUAUUCACUGAAGGUGCACUUCGUACGGCAGGUUAUUGGAUCCUGGGAGGCAAGCGCAUGAUUUCAUCUUUCAUUCACACUUGCGUGACUUGUCGAAAACUUCGCCGUGGCCUCGAAACACAGAUGAUGGCAGACUUACCAGAGGACAGGAUCACACCAGGCCCAGCUUUCACAUCUGUUGGAAUUGAUGUCUUCGGACCAUGGGAAGUCUGUACCCGCAGAACUAGAGGAGGAGCUGCAAACAGCAAGAGAUGGGGACUGAUGUUUACCUGUUUAACAUCAAGAGCAGCUCACAUAGAGGUUAUUGAAGAGAUGUCGAGUUCAUGUUUUAUAAAUGCACUGCGUAGAUUUCUAUCACUCCGUGGCCCAGUGAAGAUAAUAAGAUCUGACCGAGGCACCAAUUUCAUUGGAGCUGCUGAGGAAAUGAGAGUGAACACGAUAAAAGUAGAAGAGGGACCAGUUCAACAGUUCCUGGACAAAUCCUACAUCACCUGGAUUUUCAAUGUCCCACAUUCCUCCCAUAUGGGUGGUGUCUGGGAGCGAGUCAUAGGAAUGACAAGGAAAAUCCUUGAUUCAAUGCUUUUGGAAUCUAGUGGUAAACCUCUAACACAUGAGACAUUAGCAACAUUUUUAUGUGAAGUUUGUGCCAUCAUAAACUCUAGACCUAUAGCACCGAUACCUUCGGAUCCAAAUGACCCAAUGAUUCUUACACCAACUAUGAUUCUCACCGGAAAAGUUGAUUUCCUACCAGUCGUGUCUGAUUCACUCAGUCUACAAGACGUUUACAGAGCGCAAUGGAAACGUGUCCAAAUCCUUGCAGAUAUUUUCUGAAUCAGUGGCGUAAGCAGUAUCUAUCUAUCCUACAAAGUAGACGUAAGUGGAAAAGCAAAACCAGAAACGUUAAAGAAGAUGAUGUGGUACUGUUGAAAGAUCCCGCUGAGCACCGGAACAACUGGCCAACUGGUAUUAUCGACCGCGUAUUUCCAAGUGACGAUGGAAUCGUGAGAAAAGUUGUUGUGCGAACUAUUCGAGCCGGAAAACCAACAUUUUACAUUCGACCAAUUCAUGAUCUCGUGUUGCUAAUAGAAAGUGAACAGUGACUAGAUGUGAACUGUAACUUAUGGACUGUGAAUAAUGGACUGUAACUUAUGGACUGUGAAUAAUGGACUGUUAACAAUGAAUUUGUAAACAUUGACUUGUAUUAUGAUUCAUGUAUCAAGUGAUCACGAGAUGUAUUGUUUAUCAACUAGUUUAUCACAAUUUUGAAAUGUUUUGUGCAUGCAUAUGAGUAGUGGCAUCUCAAAGAUGCCAGGCGGGGAGUGUAGUGGAACCAAGAGUUAUCUCUCUUGAUCUUGUAUUGUACAGUCUGAGAGUUAUUCCUCUUUAUGUGGAACUCUUCUAUGUUUAGUUUUUCACGCUGUAUACGUGCGGUCCCGCCGCAGUGCUACACAUUUUCUAUACCAACAUAUUCCAUGUUUCAUCCUUGUCCCCUCAAAUUGUAAGUAUCAUAUGCAUUUAGAUAUAUGAAAUAUUCAUUUUAUUUGUUGUUUUUGCCAUGACAUGUUUAUAUAAGCAAACAUAAGCACCCUCGUAAUGACUGUUACUGUAGUAGGUUGUAGGCGCCAUAUUUUCUCGUGUUUACAUUUGUUGAUGUUAAACAUAUAAGGAUACCUUCAUUAUUUAUAUGAUUUACUGGUCAUUAAUAAGUACACAGCACACCUAUAAAGUGUGAUUUCUUUGUUUAUAUUUUUCAAUUAAAUUGUUUUCCAUUUUUUACCUACAUUCCAUAAUUUCCCUCGGGCUACUGUUUCAAUACUGGGUGCACAUUUUGGAAUUCGUCUAUUUUGAUAAUUGUCAAUUUAUUUCUUAUGAGAACUAUGAUAUAUAUACAUAUAUGAUAUAAAUGUAUUAUUGUGUGAAUUGUUAAAAUGUCAGUUUGCAUAUUAUCCCAUGUAUUCAUAAAUUGUUUAUAUUUUGUUUCAGCAAUUUACCACUUCAGAUCUACAUCAGAUCUACAUUCAAUAAAGAUUACCAA
This is a messenger RNA of Magallana angulata, 7576 nucleotides long. RefSeq lists its product as uncharacterized. Gene Ontology annotation, biological process: DNA integration. Lineage: Eukaryota; Metazoa; Mollusca; Bivalvia; Ostreida; Ostreidae. The record is from RefSeq and is a predicted model, not a curated record. Gene Ontology annotation, molecular function: nucleic acid binding. The transcript has a single exon. The coding region runs from base 778 to 6372 and encodes 1864 amino acids.